This is a messenger RNA of Danio rerio (zebrafish), 3245 nucleotides long. The record is from RefSeq and is a predicted model, not a curated record. Lineage: Eukaryota; Metazoa; Chordata; Actinopteri; Cypriniformes; Danionidae.
CACGCCGAACUGUCAGCUGCUCAGUUCAAGAUGGCGCUGUCCUGUCGGGGAAUAUGCCGCGGGGCUUCAGUGAUCUUACUGUAUGGAAAACAACCUGUCAGGGUCAAAGCAAGUCUCUGCACUCCUAGAUUGGCUUCCUCAAAACCCAGCAGUCUGUGGUUUGUCAGACACUACUCGCCUUCACAAGCAAGACACGGGAUUGGUCGAAGCGUUGUGUCGAGUCUAAAGUGGGCCAAUGAGAAGUACGAGAGAUUCCUGCAGCGGCGCUUCCCUCGCUUUUUUGUCCUCUAUCAGACUUUCAUGAGAGGUUUUCUGCUUUUUUGUAAAGGCUUCAGACUCCUGUUUGAAGAUGGCAAAGAAGUGCAGAAAAUCGUGUUCCGCAUGAUUAGUGACAAAACAAGCCACGCCAAUUUGCCUUACCGGGAUAUGGAGAAAAUCAGACAGGUCCGCAGGGAUUUGAUCAAAGCCAUUCCCUUGGUCAUCCUGUCAAUACCUCCAUUUGCCAACUAUCUGGUCUUUAUGCUUAUGUACCUUUAUCCUCGGCAGCUUCUCAUCCGGCACUUCUGGACCCCUCAGCAGCUGGUGGAUUUUCAGGUAGCCUAUCAUAACCAGAGGGCACGUCAUCACUGGGCUGUGGUCAAAGGGCUGGAAAGCACAUCAAAUUCUGUCCAAGACACCCGACUGAAAAGACACCUGCUGGAGCUCUGCAGUAAGGUGCGAAGCGGAGUCCAUCCUGUAGUGUCUGAUGUCCAUGCUGUGAGAACAUUGUUCUCUGGACCACCCUUGGGUAUCAAGAAAAUGUAUGCAAAUCAGAUGAGACAUCUCUGUCCUUUGCUCUUCUUGACUCCUCGUCUCCCGGCCUUCUGGAUCAGCGGACGUUUGAACAGUCACGCCUUGGAACUCAUGCAGCUCGAUCGUGCCAUUAUUCGAUUGGGCUUGCACCAGUUAAACGACUCGGAGCUCAGAGAGGCUUGUUUUGUGAGGGGGCUGAAUCCAGAGCGUCUGAGUCCCGGACAGUUACGAGAGUGGCUCACACAGUGGUUGCAGUUCUCAGCACACCUCAGAGAGUCAGAGACUUCGCUCUAUCUGCACUGCAUGGUUCUGCUCACGGUAAACUACCCUAAACAGCAACGGCACUGACCUCCAGAGGAAGCACACCACUUCUCUUUCCAACACCCGGCGCUGAAACAUACACAUCCAAAGGCAAAGCACCACGGGAACAAACACAAACUUAUAUGCAAAUCUGACAUACAUUUUUUGUUGUGUUUCUUUCAUAAUCAGAGGCAUUUUGUACGUUUCUGUGAUAUUUUUCAUGAAACUGUCAUGCUUUAAAAAUGUUCUUGUGGCAAUGAAUCUAAUUUUGUUUACAUGAGGAAAGAAAAUAUUGGGAGCUCAUUGGUAUACUGGAACUUGUGGAGUAAUUUCAUUAGUUCCAUAGAGAUUGGGUGUGUGGAUAGAGAAGUAUAUUAGAGGUAGUUUAUUAAAGUCAAAAUUACAUCAUUUAUUCUCCCUCAUGUGGAUUUAAACCUUUAUGAGUUUCUAUUUUAAAGAAUGCUGUUUGCUCAUCAACUUCAAUAGCAAAUUUUUUUCCUACUAUUAAAGUCGAUGGGUACCAGCAUUCUUCAAAAUAUCUUCUUUUGUGUUCACAGAAGAAGGAAGCUCAAAUAGGUUUUAAAGGAGUGAAAAGUGAAUAAAUGAUGACUGUACCUUUAAUACAGUUACACACUGUGAGUAACUACAUUCUACAAGAUACAACACAGCAAGCAUUUUUUUGUUUUUAAAACAUGUCUAAUAGACGUCUAAACGUAGUCAUCUUAGCUAAAACAAGGCUAAAUUUGGGCUGUCAGUGAAAAAUCUAAUAGACAUCUAAAGAUAGGUCAUCAAAUAAACAGAAAUAAAUGACUGCACAUAUAAAGCCUGUCUAAUCUAUCUAUUUGACAACUAGUCUAGUUUUGGGCUAUUCUUAGAUGUCUAUUAAAUUUUCACCCAAGUUUAGCCUUGUUUUAGCCAAGCUGUCUACAUUUAGAUGUCUAUUAGACGUCUAUUAAACAAAAUUGUUUGGUAAGAAAGCACACUAAUUCCACAUGGAUGUAUUUGGCAUGUGUUUUGCAAAGUUCACUGCUCUUAUCAUGAGAGAUUUACAUUCAGAAUAUUAAUUAAUAGUGCUGGGCAAAGAUUAAUUGCAUCCAAAAUAAACAUUUGUUUUCACAUCUUAUAAGUGUGUAUCAUAUAUAUUUAUGUGAUAGAAACAAAACUUUACAAAACAAUUGUGUUGCACAGUUAUUUAAAUUUUUAUAUAAAUUGUAUCAUAUACACACAUCAUUUAUAUACAAAUAUAAACAUUUUCUAUGCACGCCACACUUAAAUUGUCAAAAUAAACUUUUAUUUUUAGUUUUAUUUUUAUUUUGGAUGCAGUUAAUCACGAUUAUUAUUUUUUUUUGCUUGGAACUAAUAAUACUAACAAUAACUGUUAGAUGUAAACAAUACUAACUAUUUUCAUCUGUUUAAAAUAUGCAUUCACAUUCAGUACCGUCUAUCUCAGGGGUGCCCAAACUCGGUUCUGGAAGGCUGGUGUCCUGCAGACCUUAGCUCCAACUUACCUCAACGCCCCUGCACAGAUGUUCCUAGAAAGAGCUUGAUUAACUAGCCCAGGUGUGUCUGAUUGGGGUUGGAAUUAAACUUUGCAGGACACCGGCUCUCCUCGGUCUGGGCACCCCUAAUUUAGCUCCUUCAUCUUUGGUGUGGUAGUUACAAAAAAAAUUGUGGUGUUUAAAUUUAUUUAGCUAAAAGCAAUCCAGUUAUGUUUUAAAUGGGAUGGUAUAAAUGAAAAGUGGUUUACAGAGCCUUUAAAAAGAUUCUGGGGAAAAUGUGUAUUCUAUAAUGCAGAAUAUAUCUAUAUGUAUUUUAAUUAAGUUUGUUGAUAUUUAUUUUUGAGUUCUCAAUGCUGUGCAAUAACUAUUGCACCUUGUUACUCUUCUAUCCUAUGAAAAGUUGUUUGCUGUGCACUGGGCUUUUGGUCAAACCAUUCAAUUCAUGCAUAGUAGUUUGCAAUGUCAUCUGUUUGUUCAGCCUACCAAUCGGUGCCUUUUUCUUAAGAACACUGAUACCAACAAGGUGCAAUAAGUGCUGAUCUCUUUUAUGUUGCCAAAUGUGUUUGCAUUUUAUGUCAAGAGAAAAUGUUAUUUGGUUCAGAGUCAAAAAGGCAUGAAAGUGAUGUGAACUUCAAUUAAAGAAUUCAAACAUGG